UCGCGUUGUAUUUUGUUCUCUCGUUUUAAUCGUUUCUCUCGUCUUAUUUUCUGAAAUUUUUCUAAAAAAUUUUUGCUUGACUUUUUUUUAUUUUUUCAAAUUAAAUUUUCUUUUUAGACAAAUGAACUAUAGACUUUUUUGAUAUUUACGAAGAUUUUCAUUAAAAAUGAGUACAGAUGAACAACAAUCAAAUGAUCGAAUUCUUCAUGCAAAAAAUUUGUUGAAGAAAUUCCAAUCAAAGCACACUCAACGUGCCGAAGAUUUUAAUUCAUUUAAUUCUUCAAAUGGUUUGGAAAUUUGUAUUGACCAUAAUAUUUUACAAAAUUCAAAUAAUUCUUGCUCUUCCUCCCCUUCAAUUCUUCCAAAUUUUUCAAAAUCUGCGAGCGAAACGAGAACACUUUUAAAUGAUGGAAAUUUAAUUAAUGGACCUACAGGAAGUUUUACAAGUGAAUUACUUCCGUUUAAUCAAAGGGAUGAGGGAAAUCAGGUUAGGUGCUACUCUGUGCCUGAAAAUUUGAGAAUUGAAGAGGGAGAUUUGAACGGAUCAAGGAGUUUAUUGAUCCAAAAACAAGAAGAAUUGGCCACUGCUCUUUCAAAACUUAAUUCACUUCAUUCAAGUUAUUCAGAAUUAUAUAAUGCCUAUAAUCAAUUAGUGGAGAAAAAUAAUAAUGAUUUGGAUGGAAGAGAGACUCCAGUACAUAUUAACAAUCAAAUACAACAAUUACAAAUUGCUUUAACCCACUCAUUAGAAGAAAAAACUAAUUUACAAAAAGAAUUGAGAGAAUUAAAAACAAAAAUGGAAGAAUUACAAAAUUUAAAAAAUGCUCCUUUACAAAAUCAAAAAAAUGAUUUGUUGACAACUUCCUCGACAACAAAUUUAAUAAAAAAUGACAAUUUUUCUGAUUUACGUUUAGCAAAUAUUCAACAAGAAAGGGAUGAAUUACUUUCAACUGUUUCCAAUCUUUCACAACAAAUUGAAGAAGAAAGGAAAUUAUCUUCAAAUUUGGAAGCUAAACUUUUUUUGGCACAACAAGACAAAAUGGAUACACAGGUUUUUUAUUCUAAAAUUUUAUUUUUUGGGGUUUGUGGGCUCUUUAAAAGUAGAUGCAGUACUUAAUUCUUGACGGAUUUUCCUGAGCCCGAAUUCCAAAUCCGUUUCAGCAUUUUAGAAUUAUUUUCGGCCCCCAUUAACCCAGAAAAAUUCGUCUUAUACAAUCCGUUUGUAUUUACAUAACCGGUGCCGGACCCAGUAAAAUUAUUUCUCUUAGCAGCAGUUAAAGGUGUCCUUUUUUCUCCCUUUUGAAAGCCUUGUAGA
Messenger RNA from Meloidogyne enterolobii, 1315 nucleotides. The record is from the annotation of a GenBank genome assembly. Lineage: Eukaryota; Metazoa; Nematoda; Chromadorea; Rhabditida; Meloidogynidae.